Molecule: messenger RNA, 2520 nt
Organism: Penicillium cataractarum
Lineage: Eukaryota; Fungi; Ascomycota; Eurotiomycetes; Eurotiales; Aspergillaceae
Product: putative DUF221 domain protein
Exons: 4
Coding region: 1-2520 (839 amino acids)
Cellular component (GO): plasma membrane
Molecular function (GO): calcium-activated cation channel activity
Source: RefSeq, a predicted model, not a curated record
AUGUCAUUCACGGCAUCGGCGGCUACAGCCUUAUUUACCAUCCUUGACAGUGACCCUGAGGAUGGGGACCGAGGCCGGCAUUGGGAAGACCAGACGCAGUAUCGGGAUUUGUAUACCCAAUUUGUGAUCAGUUUCGCGCUGGGACUGGGCGCAUUCGUGCUGCGACCAAAGUGGACGGAACUAUAUGCCGCUCGGAGGCGACAACGUUGCGCAGCGUCGGGGCUACCAGAGCUACCCGACAGCUUUUUUGGAUGGAUUCCUGUACUAUAUCGGAUUACAGAAGAGGAGGUCUUGCACUCCGCAGGCCUUGAUGCAUACGUGUUUUUGUCGUUCUUCAAAUUUGCGAUUCGCUUACUUUUAUCCAUAUUUGCCUUCGCUGUCACUAUCAUACUCCCACUUCAUCACACAUACACCGGAAAAUGGGGAGUUCCUGGAUGGGACGAUAUUUCACCACCAACCAACGACUCUAUGAGCGCGAUUGGUCUGCUGGGCAAGGACAAAGACAAAGACAAGCUUGUGACCGAUCCUGGGUACAUCUGGAUCUAUGUUCUAUUCCCCUACAUUUUCAGCGGCUUGGCCAUCUACAUGCUCCUCCAGGAAACAAACAAGAUCAUUCGCACUCGCCAAACCUACCUCGGAAACCAGACCACAACCACCGACCGCACAGUUCGCCUAUCGGGAAUUCCCCAGGACUUGACCAGCGAAGAGAUGAUCAAGGACUUCCUGGAGGGACUGCGUGUGGGCAAAGUAGAGUCCGUCACUCUCUGUCGAAAGUGGGCUGAACUCGACCGGCUCAUUGACGAGCGGAUGAAUAUUCUUCGGGGGUUGGAACGCGCUUGGACCAAACAUCUUGGAUACAAGCGUCCACGAAGGGAUGGAAAUACACUGCCUCUGACCCGUCAACCUCAAUACACCAGGGCUCAGUUAACCUUGGAGGAGGACGACGAGAGAUCCCAGUUGCUAGAUGGAGUUGACCAGGAUCAUUUUUCUGGAUAUCUUCACGAGCGACCAAAGAUCCGCAUUUGGUACGGCCCCUUCAAACUGCGUUUCCGCAUGAUUGAUGCAAUCGACUACUAUGAGGAGAAGCUGCGGAAAAUCGACGAGCAAAUUACCUCCGCCCGCGAGAAAGAGUAUCCCCCAACGGAGAUUGCCUUUGUGACUAUGGAGUCCAUUGCCGCCUCUCAAAUGCUUGUUCAAGCUACCCUCGACCCGCAUCCUAUGCAAAUGUUUGCCCGGCUUGCUCCCGCACCAGCGGAUGUCGUCUGGAAAAACACGUAUCUCUCUCGUUCUCGGCGCAUGACCCAGUCCUGGCUUAUCACGCUGAUCAUCGGGUUCCUCACUAUCUUUUGGUCGGUCCUGUUGCUCCCAAUCGCAACUCUGCUGAAACUGGGUACACUACACAAGAUUAUACCCUCUCUAGCGGAGACAUUGGCCGAGCAUCCCAUCUUGAAAUCCUUGGUUUCGACUGGUCUGCCAACUUUGGCCUUCUCCCUCUUGACAGUCGCAGUUCCAUAUGUCUAUGAAUGGCUCUCAAAUAACCAAGGCAUGAUGUCUCGUGGCGAUAUCGAACUUUCCGUUAUUUCGAAGAACUUUUUCUUUUCCUUCUUCAACCUGUUCCUGCUUUUCACUGUUUUUGGUACUGCCACAGGAUUCUACGAUUUCUGGGAGCACCUGCGUGAUGCAUUCAAAGAUGCCACUACGAUUGCCUUUGCCCUUGCCACCUCCUUGGAGGGCUUUUCACCGUUCUAUAUUAAUCUGCUCAUUCUUCAAGGGUUGGGAUUGUUCCCCUUCCGACUGCUGGAGUUUGGCAGCGUUGCAUUAUACCCCUUGCGAUUCUUUGGAGCCCGAACUCCCCGCGAAUAUGCCGAAUUGGCAACGCCUCCAAAGUUCAGUUAUGGCUUCUCGAUUCCGCAGACCAUUUUGGCUUUGAUUAUUUGUAUCGUCUACAGCGUUUUCCCCAGCUCGUGGUUGAUUUGCUUAUUCGGUCUGGUCUACUUUUCGAUUGGCCAGUUUAUCUACAAGUAUCAGCUCUUGUAUGCGAUGGACCACCAGCAACACUCGACCGGUCGGGCGUGGCCGAUGAUUUGCAACCGGCUAUUCGUCGGUCUAGUUGUGUACCACCUGGCCAUGAUCGGAGUACUCGCCUUGCGUGGUGCUAUCACUCGUUCUUUGCUGCUCGUUCCUCUCCUUGGCUUCACCGUGUGGUUCUCCUAUUGGUUCGCACGAACCUAUGACCCGUUGAUGAAGUUCAUCGCUCUCAAGAGCAUCAAUCGUGACCAGGUUGGUGGUGAUGUCUCACCAUCCCCUUCAUCCAGCUUCUCGCCCUCAUCGGGUAUGGAUCGUGACGCGCUUCCCAUCCGCAUUGGCAGCCAAGAACUUGGCCUGCGGCUGAAGAAGUACGUCAACCCGAGCCUGAUUCUACCUCUUCAUGAUGCCUGGCUUCCAGGCCGCAGUCCCGAUCAGCUCAACGGUGCGUCUCCGGCUGGACACCCGGACCUUGCGGAUAUUGUCUCCGCUUGA